GCUCUAAAUGUGAAAUCCUACAUUCAAGCACCUUUUUUUCCCAAUUUUCCUCCUUCAGAUUGCUCUUCAAAGAGGCAUCACACAACGCCUGGGCAGCGCUGAGGUUCAGCCCUAAAUGUGAAAUCCUACAUUCAAGCACAUUUUUUUUACCAAUUUUCCUCCUUUUCACGGCAGAUUGCUCUUCAAAGAGGCAUCACAGACCUCCUGGGCCACGUUGGGGUUCAGCUCUAAAUGUGAAAUCCUACAUUCAAGCACCUUUUUUUUCCCCAAUUUUCCUCCUUUUCACUGCAGAUUGCUCUUCAAGGAGGCAUCACAGACCUCCUGGGCCACGUUGGGGUUCAGCUCCAAAUGUGAAAUCCUCCUUCUGAGCCCAUUUUUACCCAUCUUCCCCUCUUUUUCCGCAGAUCCAGGAGCCGGGAUCCACCGCCAUGUCCACCAAGGCUCCCAUCUACCUGAAGCGUGGCAGCAGGAAGGGCAAGAAGGAGAAGCUCCGCGACAUCCUUUCGUCCGACAUGAAGCCCCCGCUGGGGGAUUUCCGCCACACCAUCCACAUCGGCAGCGGGGGCGAAAGCGACAUGUUUGGGGACAUCUCCUUCCUCCAGGGGAAAUUCCACCUCCUCCCCAGGACCGAGAGCGGCUUCCAUUCCGACAAGGACGGCCCCGAGGCGGCUCCCUUUGAGUUCUCCAGGACGGCCACCAUCUCCGGCCGUCAGCAGGCGACCGAAACCUCCUCCCCCCUCCUCAAGAACGCCAUUUCCUUGCCCGUCAUCGGGGGGCCGCAAGCUUUGACCCUUCCUUCCGCCCGCCCCCCGAAACCCCCACGGCUUCACCUGGAUGACAAAAGCGGCGCCGCCGCCGCCGUCGCCGCCCCGCAUCCCUGCGGCCCACAGAACGGAUUUUCGGAGGAGAAGAGCGGCCCUGAGCCCUUCCUCUCGCACGCCGGCUCCCUCCUCUCCCUCCACGUGGAUUUGGGGCCGUCCAUCCUGGAGGACGUGCUGCAGGUGAUGGAGAAGCACCAAGGGGAGAAGGAUUCGGGCCGGCAGGAGGUGUUGACAUGAAGGCGAGCGGAGGACCCCUGGUGCGAACGGGACGGGAGCAUUGCAGCCCUCCAGAAAACCCCCGGGAAGGGGAAGGGAAUAAAAGCCCCCCGAGGAGCCCCGAGGUUCCUACAGGGACGGAUUGAGCUGAGCCGGAGGAGACGAAGCGCCGGUGGAAAAUGGAUGGGGGCGAAGUGCAGACUGGAUUCCCAAAGGAAGGCGGCGUUGUUUUGGGGGGGAUUUCGGUGCUGGUUGGGAUCUGCGCCCCGCCGGGAGGGAGAGCGCGGCCCUAAAAGCUUCGGGUUGCAAGAGGUAAA
Molecule: messenger RNA, 1354 nt
Organism: Meleagris gallopavo (turkey)
Lineage: Eukaryota; Metazoa; Chordata; Aves; Galliformes; Phasianidae
Source: RefSeq, a predicted model, not a curated record